GAACGUGCCUGUGCGUGCCUUGCACAGUACUUGUCAACAUUAGCGAGUGCCCCAGCUACAUUUAGCCGGAUUUAAAACCCACACAGGAUUUCUGCUGCUAGUGUUUCGGAUGUCCAAGUACAAACUCUUUCUGCUGAGGCAUGGAGAAGGGGCCUGGAACAAGGAGAACCGUUUCUGCAGCUGGGUCGACCAGAAGCUGAGCGAGGAUGGGGUGAAGGAAGCCCAGGACUGUGGCAGGCUUCUGAAGGAGCAGGGCUACAAGUUUGACUUGGUGUUCACCUCCAUACUCAGCCGCUCUAUCCAGACAGCAUGGUUGGUGCUGGAGGCUAUGGGCCAGGAGUGGGUCCCUGUUGUGAAGUCCUGGAGGCUUAAUGAACGCCACUACGGUUCCCUGAUUGGACUCAACCGGGCGGAAAUGGCUGUACAACAUGGAGACGAAAAGGUGAAAUUGUGGAGAAGGAGCUACGACAUCACUCCACCCCCUAUCGAUGAAUCCCACCCUUACUUCCUGGAGAUCUACAAUGACCGCAGAUACACCACUUGUGAUGUGUCAAAGGAGAACCUUCCCCGAGCUGAGAGUCUGAAGGAGGUGUUGGACAGGCUGCUGCCAUACUGGGACAGCACUGUGGUGCCAGAGAUAAGGAAUGGGAGGACUGUGCUCAUUUCUGCUCAUGGAAACAGCUGCAGGGCCCUGCUGAAACACCUGGAAGGUAUAUCAGAUGAGGAUAUUGUCAGUGUGACAUUACCUACAGGGAUACCCGUGCUGCUUGAGCUCGAUGAAAACCUCAGGCCUGUGAAACCUCGACAGCUGCUGGGAGACCAGGCCAAGAUUCAGGCAGCUAUUAAAAAGGUGGAGGACCAGGGAAAAGCCAAACCAUCAACUUGAAUGCACCAAAAUGGCUGUAAGAUUUAAUUUACAGUGAUGAGCCACAACAUUUAAACCACUGAUGGGUGAAGUGAAUAACACUGAUCAUCUUGUUACAUUUCAAUGGUUUGCUGGGAAAUCUUGGAUGCUGGCAUACGUGUGUGUUACAUUGUUCCAGAUCAAGCAAACUCCCCCAUUGCAAUGGCACUCCCAGAAUGCCCCCUUAGCAAGAAAGUGUGCCCCGCCACACCCCAAAAACUGCUCAGGAACAGCUCGAGGAACACAACAAAGUACCUAAGGCACUGACCAGUCUUUUAAAGUCCCCAGAUCCUUAUCCAAUGGACCCAUGGUAUGUGCCACAACAAGCCAGAUCCAUAGAGCCCACAACUCACAGUACCCAACACGUCUGCUUCCAACAUCCCGGUGCCAGAAACCACAGGACACCCCUGCAUUCUUAUGUCCAUGCUGCGAUGGGUCAGAGCUGUUUUAGCAGCUACACAAAAUUAGGCAAGUGGUUUUAAUGUUGCGGCUGAUCAGUGUCGCUCUGUUCCUGUUGCCUGUGUGCACUUUUUGUUAGAUAUGGUGAAACCCCUCAACAGACUUGAAUCACUCACAGUAUAACAUUAGGCAAUAACAACAACAGAUUGUCAGUGAGAUUUAAGGGAUAGGUGUAUGUCUUAUUGUCAAGUUGCUGUACGUGCAAUAGUGGGUCUCACCUGUAUGCAGGAUGCGUUUGUUGCCAGACAGGUCCUCCUGGGGCAGCAAAAAGUCCUGAGCUGUACUGUAAAUGUUUCUGCACUGUGCUGAAUUGUGUUUUGUGUAAACACUGAGAAAGCUGUUGGUCUGUAUGUAAUUUUUAAGGUAACUGCACCUACUUCUGCCUGUAUGGUGACUCUAAAUUGCUUAUUUAUUUAUUUACACACUGACUCUGCUUUGUAGAUAUAAAGUCACAGUGAAGCUACAAAGCUUUUAGUAUGCCAUAUCCCUCUUUUCUGAGAGAUGUUUUUCUGUUACAUUGUUCAGCUUUAGGAAUAUUCCCUUGGAUGUGCCUUCAGUAUUCAGCUGUCUUCUGAAAGCUUCUCAUAAGUAGAGUAUGAAUCAAGUCUUUUAUUUAGGAAUAACAACACUCCUGUAACAAGUCUUACCUCAUAAACAUUGAUGACCAGGCUGUUGAUUCCAAGAAUUGGGUAAUUGUGAGCUGUAAAUAUGCAAAGCCACUGAAAUCCCAUGCAUAUGAGUUACUCAUACUUCUAAAUGGCCUGCUCAGUAAGAAAGACAGCUGAGUCUGUUUUUCUGUGUGGUUUAUACAGUACAUUAACUCUGACACAGAAUAAGUUGAGUUGAAAACACUGUGGCUUGCAACCAUGGAUAUAUUGGUAUGAUAACUGGUUUAUGCUUUGCACAUUUUGAAGGGGAUUUUGCGAGAUUUUUUUUUUUUUUAAUGAAUUCCCUUGUUAAUUAAAUGCAACAACUGUGAAUGGUAAAUACCAUUAUUUGAUAUGAAUUGAACUAUUUAAGUGGACUAAUACAAGGACAAGUUUGGUUUUUAUUUUUAGUUCCUAAAUAUUAUAAUAAAUGCACCAUUAAUGUCAGUAACGUGGGUGAAAAUGUUACAAAUUGUCCUGCUUGUCACCCUUUGUUUUUACUGUUUGUGGUACAGGCUUUUUUGUUGUAUGCCGUACUGUGUAUCUCGUACGUGCAUGUGAAAUACUGUUCAUUGUUUGUGUCUCCUGUUUUCUCAGUUUGUUGUUGUGUUGCUCCAUCACUGUUAUUUUGUACACUGGUUUGUUAGGUCAACAGGGAAAGGGACAGGUUAAGAACAUUUGUAUCUACUAAAGGGUAAAAAAAAAAACAACAACAAAAAACAGCACUGACAAAUUUGUUAUUUCACAUAAGAUUGCUUAAUUUCUGUACUGCUGUUCUCACCUUUUCAUUUGAGAGUAUGCAUGACGAAAUAAAAGGGAAUUCAAAUUUUCCUGAGAGAUUAAUAGUCA
Molecule: messenger RNA, 2859 nt
Organism: Stegastes partitus (bicolor damselfish)
Lineage: Eukaryota; Metazoa; Chordata; Actinopteri; Pomacentridae
Gene: bpgm
Product: 2,3-bisphosphoglycerate mutase
Exons: 3
Coding region: 110-886 (258 amino acids)
Biological process (GO): glycolytic process
Molecular function (GO): intramolecular phosphotransferase activity
Source: RefSeq, a predicted model, not a curated record